Molecule: messenger RNA, 393 nt
Organism: Sphenostylis stenocarpa
Lineage: Eukaryota; Viridiplantae; Streptophyta; Magnoliopsida; Fabales; Fabaceae
Source: the annotation of a GenBank genome assembly
AUGGGAGAAAAAUACAAGCUUAUGUGGGCAGCAAGGUACCUUGAAAGCACCAACCAAGAUGCUAAAGCUCUGUUCCAAAAGAUUAUAUCGAAUAUCACACAAUUGGUAGAACUGUUUGCUGAAGAUGCCAUUAGACACUUCCCUGAUCACUACGAGCUCUCGUGGAUGCUACUUGUGGAUGGAUGUUCUCUCCUACAAAUUUUGGACAAGGGAGGAGACCUUGUUUAUUCUCAAGAAAUGAAUGUUAAGGUUGACCAACUGGUUCUUCUGUGGCAGGAUGUGCUCUUGUUAGAGAAUCAGCUUCCCUAUUUUCUGCUUAGACUCCUGACACACGACGAGAAUGGUGAUCUAUUGAAGAGAAUAAUGACGGUGAAGCCACCGGCUAGCUUUUAA